Messenger RNA from Myotis daubentonii (Daubenton's bat), 6219 nucleotides. It is a transcript of the gene CNKSR2, whose product is annotated as connector enhancer of kinase suppressor of Ras 2. NCBI's taxonomy places the organism in Eukaryota, Metazoa, Chordata, Mammalia, Chiroptera, Vespertilionidae. The record is from RefSeq and is a predicted model, not a curated record. Gene Ontology annotation, cellular component: membrane; cytoplasm. Gene Ontology annotation, molecular function: protein binding. Gene Ontology annotation, biological process: regulation of signal transduction.
GCAGCGGGGAGGGCGGGAGCGAGGAAAGCCGGGGCUCCAGCUGUAACCAGGCACUCUGCGGCGUCCCCCACCCCUCGGCGGCGGGGCAGCAGGUACCUCCUCAGCAGCCUCAGCAACUGGUGGGCGGCCGUCCCGCCGCCGUCACGUCUGCUCCGAGGCCCUUUGGGGCCAGGCUCCCGCCCCGGGCACUUAAGUGACUGACCCGGGCUCAGGCUCCCGCUGCCGCCGCCUCCGACGACGCUGCCGCCGCGCACGCGCUCCUCGCGCGCUUCUGUCCCGGGGCGGCCGGCGGGGCGGGAACACGAGGCUGCCGGCGCCCCGCACCUGCCUGACGGAGAGGCGGACCCCCGUCUCCGGGCGCGUGCAGGCGCGCGCACGCGCACGCGCCACUAGCGCGCCUGGCGUCGGCCCCGGGGGCGGGACCGCGCGGCCGCGAGCGGGCGGGGGGCUCGUGGCGCGCGCGCCCCGCACCCGAGGGCUGCAGAGAGAUAUUUCGGGUGGCAGGAGGCCCCUCGUCAUUUCCGCCGUGCAGUUUGUCGUGCUGGGGCUUCACUCCCGCGCGCGAGGCGAGCGGGCAAGUUGGCUGCGGGCGUGCGGCGGCGGCGGCGGCGGCGGCGGCAGCAGCUCCUUCUCCUGGCGUCGCGACCCUCGGCAGUGCAAGCCAUGAACUGAAGCCCCGGAGGGACGCACACCCGAACGGAGUGGCGGAGCCGCCGCCGCCUCGGCAGCGACCGAGAGGCGCAGUGGUCGCGGGCGCGUUUCCCUCCUGGUCGCCGCUCCCACCGCUGCUGCCCGCCUUGCGCUAAGAGACAUUGCAGCCUCGAGACUCGACACAAAAGCCGCUUUCUCCGAGCUGCCCGCCCAGCGAGGCAGCGGCCAGCGAGGCACCCCACCUGAAGGCGGCUCAGACAGCUGAGUUGGUUUUGUGUCUGAGCUCCGCACCCCACGCGGAACCGACCCCGUGCUCAUGGCUCUGAUCAUGGAACCGGUGAGCAAAUGGUCUCCGAGUCAAGUAGUGGACUGGAUGAAAGGUCUUGAUGACUGUUUGCAACAGUAUAUUAAGAACUUCGAGAGGGAGAAGAUCAGUGGGGACCAGCUGCUGCGCAUUACACAUCAGGAGCUAGAAGACCUGGGGGUCAGCCGCAUUGGCCAUCAGGAACUGAUCUUGGAAGCAGUUGACCUUCUGUGUGCACUGAAUUAUGGCUUGGAAACAGAAAAUCUAAAAACCCUUUCUCACAAGUUGAAUGCAUCUGCCAAAAAUCUACAGAAUUUUAUAACAGGGAGGAGAAGGAGUGGCCAUUAUGAUGGAAGAACCAGCCGAAAAUUGCCAAAUGACUUUCUGACUUCAGUUGUGGAUCUGAUUGGAGCAGCCAAGAGCCUGCUUGCCUGGCUGGACAGGUCACCAUUUGCUGCUGUCACAGACUAUUCAGUCACAAGGAAUAAUGUCAUACAGCUCUGCUUGGAACUGACAACAAUUGUGCAGCAGGAUUGUACUGUAUAUGAAACAGAAAAUAAAAUCCUUCAUGUGUGUAAAACUCUUUCUGGAGUCUGUGACCACAUCAUAUCCCUGUCUUCAGAUCCUCUGGUUUCACAGUCAGCCCACCUGGAAGUGAUUCAGCUGGCAAACAUCAAACCAAGUGAAGGGCUGGGUAUGUAUAUUAAAUCAACGUAUGAUGGCCUCCAUGUAAUUACUGGAACUACAGAAAAUUCACCUGCAGAUCGGUGCAAAAAAAUCCAUGCUGGUGAUGAAGUGAUUCAAGUUAAUCAUCAGACUGUGGUGGGGUGGCAGUUGAAAAAUUUGGUGAAUGCACUACGAGAGGACCCGAGUGGUGUUAUCUUAACUUUGAAAAAGCGACCUCAGAGCAUGCUUACCUCAGCACCAGCUUUACUGAAAAAUAUGAGAUGGAAGCCCCUUGCUCUGCAGCCUCUUAUACCUAGAAGUCCCACAAGCAGUGUUGCCACGCCUUCCAGCACCAUCAGUACACCCACCAAAAGAGACAGUUCUGCUCUCCAGGAUCUCUACAUCCCCCCUCCUCCUGCAGAACCGUAUAUUCCCAGGGAUGAAAAAGGAAACCUUCCUUGUGAAGACCUCAGAGGACAUAUGGUGGGCAAGCCUGUGCAUAAGGGAUCUGAAUCACCAAAUUCAUUUCUGGAUCAGGAAUAUCGAAAGAGAUUUAAUAUUGUUGAGGAAGAUACUGUCUUGUAUUGCUAUGAAUAUGAAAAAGGAAGAUCAAGUAGUCAAGGAAGACGAGAAAGCACCCCGACUUAUGGCAAGCUACGACCUAUAUCUAUGCCAGUGGAAUAUAAUUGGGUGGGGGACUAUGAAGAUCCAAAUAAGAUGAAGAGAGAUAGUAGAAGAGAAAACUCUCUACUCCGAUAUAUGAGCAAUGAAAAAAUUGCUCAAGAAGAAUAUAUGUUUCAGAGAAACAGCAAAAAAGACACAGGGAAGAAGUCUAAAAAGAAGAGUGAUAAGAGUAAUAGCCCGACCCACUAUUCAUUGCUACCUAGUUUGCAAAUGGAUACAUUGAGACAAGACAUCAUGGGCACCCCUGUGCCAGAGGCCACACUGUACCACACAUUUCAGCAGUCCUCCCUGCAGCAUAAAUCAAAGAAGAAAAACAAAGGUCCUCUAGCUGGCAAGAGCAAAAGACGAAUUUCUUGCAAAGAUCUCGGCCGUGGUGACUGUGAGGGCUGGCUCUGGAAGAAGAAAGAUGCAAAGAGUUAUUUUUCACAGAAAUGGAAGAAAUAUUGGUUUGUCCUUAAGGAUGCAUCUCUAUAUUGGUAUAUUAAUGAGGAGGAUGAAAAAGCAGAAGGAUUCAUCAGUCUGCCUGAAUUUAAAAUUGAUAGAGCCAGUGAAUGUCGCAAGAAAUAUGCAUUCAAAGCCUGUCAUCCUAAAAUCAAAAGCUUUUAUUUUGCUGCUGAGCAUCUUGAUGAUAUGAACAGAUGGCUUAACAGAAUCAAUAUGCUGACUGCAGGAUAUGCAGAAAGAGAGAGGAUUAAGCAAGAACAAGAUUACUGGAGUGAGAGUGACAAGGAAGAAGCAGAUACUCCAUCAACUCCCAAACAGGACAGUCCUCCACCACCCUAUGAUACAUACCCGCGGCCUCCCUCUAUGAGUUGUGCCAGUCCUUAUGUGGAAGCAAAACACAGCCGCCUCUCCUCCACAGAGACCUCUCAGUCUCAGUCCUCUCAUGAGGAGUUUCGUCAGGAAGUAACUGGGAGCAGUGCAGUGUCCCCCAUUCGCAAGACAGCCAGCCAGCGCCGCUCAUGGCAGGAUUUAAUUGAGACGCCCCUGACAAGCUCAGGAUUACACUAUCUUCAGACUCUGCCUCUGGAGGAUUCUGUCUUCUCUGACUCCGCAGCCCUGUCCCCAGAGCACAGGCGGCAGUCCACCCUGCCAACUCAGAAAUGCCACCUACAGGAUCACUAUGGGCCGUACCCCUUAGCCGAGAGCGAGAGGAUGCAAGUGUUAAAUGGAAACGGGGGCAAGCCUCGAAGUUUUACUCUGCCUCGAGAUAGCGGGUUCAACCACUGCUGUCUGAAUGCGCCGGUUAGUGCCUGUGACCCGCAGGAUGACGUGCAACCCACAGAGGUGGAGGAAGAGGAGGAGGAGGAGGAGGAAGGGGAGGCAGCAGGGGAAAACAUAGGAGACAAAAGUGAAAGUAGGGGAGAAAAGUUAGGAGACUCAUUGCAAGAUUUAUACAGGGCAUUGGAGCAAGCCAGUCUGUCACCACUGGGAGAACAUCGCAUUUCAACCAAGAUGGAAUACAAGCUAUCAUUCAUAAAGAGAUGUAAUGAUCCUGUGAUGAAUGAAAAACUGCACAGGCUGAGAAUUCUCAAAAGCACUUUAAAGGCCAGAGAAGGGGAAGUGGCCAUUAUUGAUAAAGUCCUAGACAAUCCAGAUUUGACAUCUAAAGAAUUCCAACAGUGGAAGCAGAUGUACCUCGAUCUUUUCUUGGAUAUCUGUCAAAACACCACCUCAAAUGACCCAUUAAGUAUUUCUUCUGAAGUAGAUGUAAUCACUUCCUCUCUCACACACACUCAUUCAUACAUUGAAACGCAUGUGUAAGUGUAUUCUGUCUUCAGUCCAUCUGGUACCUUCUGGUACUUUGAACAAGUAUAUAAGGUAGUUUUUAUGUCAGUGUGUGGGACACUUGACAAGCUAUACUUCAGUGUUACCAAACUAUAUGAAACAAACCAUAUAUGGUCAUAAUACCAUUGUCUUUAAUGAGCAUUUGUAUAUUUUAUAUGCAAUUAGUGCUCAGCUUAUGUUUACCAUGUGCAAAAACAACUGUCUUCAAUGAUUUAAAAUGAACUUUUGCAGACUAUUCUGAAGACAGGUGGUCUUCAAGUAGAAAAAUACAAAAUGGCAGUUUUCUAUCUAAGGUCAUCUUUUCUCCCUUUAAGUUAAUUUUAUAUAAAGAAGACUUCAAAAGUAAAUCCACAUUUUUUCAGGUGCAGACAUCCUUGCGGGUGGGAAAGAAUUUAAACCUUUUUUAUAUUUAUUAAAAUGUUCUGAGGAUUUUCUUAAACAUUGCACAAAGUAAGCUGUAGUUUUAUUUUUGUGAAAUGUAGAUGCGCCUAAGAGUUAAGCAAAAUAGAAGAGCAUCAACAUAAGAAAAGUUCAGGUAUCUAAUAUUCGUCUUAAUAGUCUAUUAACUUGUGAAAGCUGGUUAAUGGGAAUACUAUUCCAAAUAUAUGGGGACACUUAACGGUGUAUCAGGGCAAAGCUUUGUAAGAUGUUUUUGUAACAAAGACCAAAAUUGAAGAUAGAGCUGCUUUAUUUUCUUGGUUUAAAUCUUCCUUUAUUUUUGUAGUGAUGAUAUGCUGAUUGUGUACAGAGGAAUUUGAGAGUGGAUUUUUUAAAACACACUUAACUCACCCAGAAAGGCAGCUAACAGGUAUAUAUAUAAAAUUUCAGCCCAAACUCGUGUUUUUAAACUGCAACUCUUAAAAAAGCUACAAGGUAUAAACUGAAAUGAAUCAACUAUCCAGUUAGUUUGCAAUUUUCCCACUAGUCCAUUAAUUAAACUUAUGGAAUUAUACUUCAGGCAGGGAAAUGAAAUAUGUUUAAUUACAGGUUGAUGUGUGUUAUAAUAUAGAAAACAAUGUUGCAAAAUAAAAAUGUACCUCUCUCCUGAGGAGCAAGAGGAUGAUGGCCAUUCAGAGUUCUUUUACAUUGCAUUAUAUGAGAGAAACAAUUUAUAGAGCUUUUUCCUGGCUUCGUGAAUUGUUCUAUAAAGUGGAUGAAGUCUAUGAAACGUCCUCUUCAUAUAUUUCCACUUAUGAGCAUCUCGUUUUCUAAAAGUGAUCCCAGCAUGACAAUGACUGUGCUGCUUUUUAGUGUCUGGCUGCAUAACGUACAAGUCACAAUUUGCUGUUUUUUCUGGAGGAAGGAAACCUCCUUUACUAUUCUAUAUCCUAAACUCUACUUCUAAUCAGCUUUAUACUGUUGCCUGUCCAGCUCAGUGAAUGUACUUUCAUCACUAAGAGUUCAGAUGUAUGCCAGUGAAUAUUUUUGCUGUAGAGGAGAAAGUAAAAACUCCACAGCGGGGAUCUUUUUCUUUGCUUUUGAAACCACCAUUGAAUCACUAUCGUUUUGCAGACUUUGCACAACUGUACAGGAAAGUGGCCUUUCUACAGCACAUUUUCAGUAAUCCUCUAUUUAGUCAAAAAUGGAUGAGAAAUCAUGUAUUCAUGUUUGUAUGGAAUUUUGGGUCCAGUGUAAUAUUUUUAUCAUUUAAAAAACCUAUUUGUAAAAACAUUUAUUUACUGCAUGGAUAUUGACACAUAUUAAAUUUGUGGGAUUUUGUAUAUGUAAAAAAAACAAACAAAAAAACCUCUUGUCCUAAAAUGAAGUGUGCUUGUUACAGGUAUUUAGACUUGUUGUUUACUAGACUAAAUGUGUACAUUCGCUUAAAAAUAUCUGUACCUGAUGGAUGUGUCAUGAAUACAGUGGCCAGGCUGUGCCCUGUAAACAGCAAGCAGUUGAUGGAAAGACUAGCUGUGUUGCUACUAAGCAGCUUUUCCUUAUGUAAAGUCAGCUCUGUUGUUUUAAAUGGUACAAUUAAACUAAUGAAUUUUAAAAGACUUGUGGCUAGCCUAGCAUGAAAGAGACCUUUUAACACUAUAUAUCUGUACAUUUUAUUGCAUUAGUUUCAAAUCUAGGAGAGAGGCAGCACUGUAAACUGAAGUCAAAUAAAUUCAGCUCUUAAUGAA